This is a messenger RNA of Boleophthalmus pectinirostris (great blue-spotted mudskipper), 2524 nucleotides long. RefSeq names its product galectin-related protein. Gene Ontology annotation, molecular function: carbohydrate binding. NCBI's taxonomy places the organism in Eukaryota, Metazoa, Chordata, Actinopteri, Gobiiformes, Gobiidae. The transcript is spliced from 5 exons. The coding region runs from base 205 to 747 and encodes 180 amino acids. The record is from RefSeq and is a predicted model, not a curated record.
CAGAUAUCCACCCAUUUUCUCUGUAGCACAUGGAGCAGCCGUGAGGCCUGUCUGCACCGGUCAGACGUGAAUAUCCGCUACGCGAGCAGAGCCUAGAGCAGGAAAAGGCCGGUAGUGCAGCUUUCUCCGGAGCGAGUGCCACGACGCUGACACACCACUCUGUUCAGGCUCGCAUAUUAAGCAUCCUAUGAGAUUCUGUUCAAGAUGGCGGUGCAGGCAGCGGAGAACGACGGGAUAGUUUUGCAGAAUGUGGAGAAUGACCACCUCAAUGACUCUCUGGAGAACCCUGGUAUCAUCUCUCCCGACAAGGAGGAUAUAGCGCGUCUUUCUGUACCAUUCAGUGGACGCAUACGAGGUGGAAUGCGCCCAGGGAAGAAGAUCAUAGUGAUGGGAAUUGUGGACUUGGAGCCAAACAGUUUCGAUGUGAGCCUAACCUGUGGACGUGACUCUGAGAAAGAGGACCCUCCAUGUGACGUCGCCCUAAAACUCACCGCCCGAUUUAGUGAGCGCAGGUUCCUACGCAAUGCCCGAGUGUCUGGCAAAUGGACUGAGGAGGAAGCCUCUACUGAUUAUUUUCCAUUCAUACCAGACCAACCUUUUAGGAUUGAGAUCCACUGUGAGCACCAGCGGUUCCGGAUAUUUGUGGAUGGACACCAGCUAUUUGACUUUUAUCACAAAGUAAAGUCUUUGUCUUCUAUUGAUACAGUACGGAUAGAUGGAGAUCUACAGAUCACCAAGCUCGGCUAACCUCGCUUAGAUCUGUGCAACGCAAAGACUUUAUCACCUGUAAACACAUAUAAGCCAGUCAUCAGUAUCACCAUCACCAAUGGCAACUGUUAACACUGCAGCAAAGAACCAACUUUAGGGAUUAUUAAUUAAGAAAUGUUCUAUAUAAGGCUUUGGAAGUAAUCGUGACAUUCGGGGUCUUUCUUUAUGUUGCCAUUUUUUGUUAGAUGACAGAUAUCUUGGUCUUCUUCAUAAUUAAAAAAGUUUGUGGUAAAACUACAUAGGGAUCCUAAAGAAUGAACUUGAGGGAUGACUUUUAGUUUGACACAUUUCCCCUGAAACUUAGUUGUAUUUAUAAAGACGAUAUUUGCAGUCUGAACAGGGUUUGACUAGUAGUUGAAUUUUAUUUUGACAGUAUUCCCUAAUACAGUUUUUAAGCACCGUUUGUUCUUUAUUUCUGACGACGUACAGCAGUGUUCUCCUAAAGGCUAUGCCGUCUUUUGGGUUUGUUCCAGUUGUCAUGGCAACAUGCUGCAGUCCUGGCUCGACCUAAUUUUCCCAAAAUGAGGAUUAUAACUGGCAUUCCACACUCCAUGUCUUUUUAAAACAUGUAGCUCUUGAGUCCCUUUUGCUGAUUCUAGCUCACAUGUCAUUGUUUACACUAGUAGUGGGUGAGUCUCUUUAGUGGUCAUGUAAACUUCAUCUAAUCAAGCUAUAACUACCUUUUUCAGUAAGAAGUGACUUUAACUGUGUUGGGAGCAGGAAUCUGAAUGUACAUUGUUCAUGUUUGUAACAAUAGGGGAAAUCAUUUGUGGUGAGGUUACAUAGUGUCACUUAUUUGGAUUAGUGACUGUUCUCACUUGUAGGACCCUGCACAGUAGGUCUUUGUAUUUUGGAUCAUUUCCAUUGCAGCAUCCUGUCUGCAUUAAGGCUUGUACAAGACAUUCCUUCAUAGACGCUAUAAGGGAGCAUUCUUGAAUACAUGUCUGUGACCGAGGCCAAGUAUGCAAAAUUAAAUAUAGACUUCUUAAGGUGCUUCAUUAUCAUUCCAUCCUACCUUUUAUUAGGAUAGACUAAUAUUGAACAAAUUUGAUUUAUUUCUGUUUUCCUCUUGGUCUCUAGUAGUGUAAGGUAGCAUCAAAGGUACGGGUGGAAAUCUCAUGUAUUACACAAUAUAUAGCUAGUACAUUAUUUUCUUUGAAAAUAUGUGUUUUAUGACAGAUAUAUUUUUUAUUUUGCAAAAUGCGUACUUGAUUUUACAACAGUAAUGGUUUAAAUGGGUAUGGAAUUACAAGUGGUCAUCAUAACUCCAGUAUUAACAAAACUGCAUGUGAAACUUUUAUGGUCUGUGUGAUUAAUUUACCAGUGACUCUCAAUUUCUGUUAUAUAGCACAAACUGAAAUGUUCUAAUGUUAUCCUAGUUUUGUUUUUUAUUCUUAAAUGAAUGUUGCUCCUUUGUAAAUGGAUGUUGCCUACGGUGAACAGUAGAGUCUGUUUUUGAUCAGUUAAAGAAGUUAAACCAUUUUGCACUCUGAUAAUUGAAACUUAAUUACACUUUUUAAAUGAACUAAUGAGUUAAUUUGCUGUGGUUGUUUUUGACCCUACAAAAUUCUGUGUAUUUUGUUUUGUAAGGAAGGUAACAUACUCUUUGUCAUGUCAUAUUCUACAAUGUGCUAUGAUCUGGUGAGUCCAGUCUCAAAGGUGUUACAAGUGUUGUAUAUUGUAUUUUGUUUUAUUUAUUCAUACUAACAAUUAGGCUUAAUUAUUUUUAAAUUAAAUUUCAUUCAGCCUAUUAUAA